AUGGCCAACCCUAAUAACUUCGACCUCGAAUAUUCGACAGCUACUCGCGAUGAUGACUUCCAGGACGCACGGGAUGCGCACUUGCAAUCGUCCCUCUCCACACACGACCCCUCCCUGAUGGGCUACCCGAACAGCCAUGUCGCCAGCUACCCGUUCGCCGGUAUGUUACCACGAGACUUUGACCAGACGCUUCAGUCCUUCGAUCAGACCCCAGGAGCCCAGGGAGACCUGGAGGGCCGCCUCUCCACUGUGAUGCUGACGUACGACGCGCCCACCACGGGCGUGUCCAUGGCCAUGGGCCUUGACUCUGGCGGCGGCGCCUACGCCUACGACAUCCCGACGACCUACCCCGCCACCACGAUGAGCCUCGUCCCAUCAAUGGAUGACUCGCAGCUUCAAUCAGCCUACUCGUUUCAUCAGUCCAUAUCCCAGGGAGGCCAAUACUUGUCACAGCAGCAACAAGCUCCCACGCUCCAACCUUCAACACAAAGCGACCCGUAUAACAGCCGUGCCACUUACACAACCUCGAAUUCUACCGAGACAUUUGAGGAUUCGGACUUUUCACGGGCGAGUGAUCGCUCGCAGCAGUUGAGUUUGCAGCGGCCGGUUCAAGAGUCCCAGCGGAUCCCCUCGUACGGACAGGCGCAGCAGGCCGCCCCAGCUCCAUACCGCUCGUCACAGCCGGUAGCAAUCCAGCCAAAGAAGCCCAUUGCCGCAGUCAAAGCCGUCUGUACGGCAUGUGUGCCGAUAGAACAAGAGCUGACGCUGCUCGACGCCUCAGAUGACCUUUCACCGGGCCUGUCGACGCCCGAUGCGGCUAGUACGGAGCAUACGGGCAUCUACUCGAGUAGUGGAUUUGAUAUUCUAGGUGUUCUCAGCCGAGUGGCGAUGAGGCCAAACCCUAAGAUUAAUAUCGGCGCAGUCGAUUUGUCUUGUGCUUUUGUGCUGUGUGAUAUCACGCGAGAUGACCAUCCAAUCGUUUACGUUUCUGAAGCAUUCGAACGGUUAACUGGCUAUACUAAAAAUGAGAUUGUCGGCCGUAAUUGCCGAUUCCUACAGGGUCCUGAUGGUAAAAUUGCUCCCGGUGCGAAGAGAGCUUUCGUCGACGGACAGACUGUGCAUCGUCUGCGAUCAACGAUCCAUGAUCGUAGCGAGAUCCAGGCUAGUAUUAUCAACUACCGUAAGGGUGGCCAACCGUUCAUGAACCUCAUCACAAUGAUUCCCAUUCAGUGGAAUUCAGAAGAUUAUCGAUUUUAUGUUGGCUUCCAGGUCGAUCUGGUUGAGAAGCCCGAUGCUGUCAAAUCAAGGAAUCCUGAUGGUACAUACAGCAUCAAUUAUCAGCGCGACCAAUUACCACAAUACGUGGUCCCGCCCGCUGAUGUGUACAGGUUGCAACCAGACCUUGCUACACAUUUUGGUCACGACGAGGUCACGGCUAUCUUAAAUGCUGCGGGUGUUCCAGGGUCGGGCGUAUCACGGCACUAUUUGGAUCGUAUUUUGGUUGAGAACACCGACGAUGUGAUCCAUGUGCUCUCAUUUAAUUGUGAAUUCCUCUAUGUAUCACCCUCUUGCAAGCGGAUCCUAGAGUACGACCCGGUCGAGCUGGUGGGCAAGACGUUAUCGACCAUCUGCCACCCCAGCGACAUCGGACCGGUGAUUCGUGAUCUGCGAGCCAGCACAACGCCAGCCACCGUCAGCGUCGUGUACCGUAUUCGACAGAAAUACAAGGGUUACAUAUGGUUCGAGAGCCACGGUGCCUGGCACAUUGACCCGACUCAGGGACGGAAGUAUAUGGUUAUGACUGGUCGCCCUCGGCCCGUGUAUUCAUUGGACCAAGUCGUCCAGCUCGGGUCCAAGGCCGCCCUGGCUGAGAACGAUAUCUGGGCCAAGGUUUCCCUGUCUGGUGUGAUUUUGUUCGUCACGUCUAAAGUGAAGCCUGUCCUGGGCCGCUCCGUAGACGAUCUGAUUGGGAAGAGCUUGCAUGAGCUCAUGGAGCCUGACAACGACCCAAACGCUAUCACUGAUGCCCUUGACGCAGCGGCCAACGGUCAAGGCCACGACGAUGGCAUUAACACACCCGGAGAACCACCUUCUUUCCCCCACCAGAUGCGCCAUAAAAAGGGUCACUCCCUCUCAGCCCACACAACUCUCUACUGCGGCGACACCCAUAACGCCCGCCCUUCGUUCCUCGUCGCUCAAAUCCGCUUCGCCAGGGCCUUCCCCCCUUCGUCAGUCGCCGCCUCCGCUGCAGAAGACGAAGAACUUGCAAACAUUCCAGGCUCAGCCAAUACAACAACCCUCGUCACCGCAAACCCUGAUCCACCCAGUCAAUACGGUGCUCUCGGCCAGCGCAUGCCAUUCCUCCCCAAUCUCAUUGGCCUCAACGGUCUACCCUCCGGCAACCGCAGCAUCGCCCCCUCGGACGCUCCGGCUACCUUCUUCACCGAGCUCAACCCCACCCGCGGUUCGAACUGGCAGAUUGAGCUGCGCGAGCUGGAGAAGCAAAACCGCGGGCUGGCGGACGAAUUGCAGCGCCUCUUGGCGCGCCGUAAGAAGCGCAAGCGCAAGCAGACCGCUAUCUCGGUCGAGAAGGCUUGUGCUAUGUGUAGCACGAAGAAUACCCCCGAGUGGCGUCGCGGCCCUAGUGGAAAUCGCGAUUUGUGUAAUAGUUGCGGUCUCCGCUGGGCGAAGCAGGUCCGGAAUAAGGCUCAAGCUGCGGCGUCCGGGAGUGGAAUUGUCCCAACUACUGGUUCUGCUAGUGCGGGUACUACUGCUACGACACAGGGGUGA
This is a messenger RNA of Penicillium daleae, 2790 nucleotides long. RefSeq lists its product as uncharacterized. Gene Ontology annotation, cellular component: nucleus. Gene Ontology annotation, molecular function: zinc ion binding; protein binding; sequence-specific DNA binding. The record is from RefSeq and is a predicted model, not a curated record. Gene Ontology annotation, biological process: regulation of DNA-templated transcription. Lineage: Eukaryota; Fungi; Ascomycota; Eurotiomycetes; Eurotiales; Aspergillaceae. Bases 1 to 2790 code for a protein of 929 amino acids. The transcript is spliced from 4 exons.